Haliotis rufescens (red abalone) is the source of this 438-nucleotide messenger RNA. RefSeq lists its product as uncharacterized. The transcript is spliced from 5 exons. The coding region runs from base 7 to 438 and encodes 143 amino acids. The record is from RefSeq and is a predicted model, not a curated record. NCBI's taxonomy places the organism in Eukaryota, Metazoa, Mollusca, Gastropoda, Lepetellida, Haliotidae.
ACUGAAAUGGAACAGCGGGUUGUAUCAUUCAUACCUCCCUGCUCGAUUCAAGGCUGUGAGGGUGGCCUUGAAAGUGAAGAAUAUGAAAACACUACCCCAGCAACUCCAGUUUUUCCAGAGACUCUUCAAGCCCUGCAGGACUUGCCUUGUGAUGGGGCCUUUGUGCCACCAACAUACAUCAUGUACUCAGAGAGUGUGAUGUCGGCAGAUGAUGUUCCUCAAGUUGAUGCAGUUUCAGAUGUUAAGGCCACAAAGACUCUCAGUGACAAAGAUAACAUUCUGAACAUAGAGAGGGAGAAACUGAAUGUGCUGAAAGAGCUUCUUGAGGUCGAAAAAAAGAGAUUACAUGUGGAAGAACAGAAAUUGGCCUACAUCAUUUCUCUGGAAGCUGGCCACUCUGGCCAACUGAAUGUAUCACCAGUUAUUCAGUUCCUUUAA